UAUCAGGGAGGUUAAAAGUAAUGUAUUUAUUUUUGACAAGCGCACAACUGUCAAGGAUGACGCCAUAUGUUUAUUGUAACAGAUAAUAACCGGACAUUUUAGACUUGGAUUAAUAGUCAAAGAUCCUUGACAACUUUUGAUGGGUACUGUUGUGGUGGGGUUUUUCACAGUGACGUGAACAACUGUUGAAUCUCUGAGGAAAACUAUUUUAUUCUCUCUCUGUCUCUGUGCUCUCCGUGAUGAAACAUAUCACAUUUUUUCUCUCUGCCCUCCAUGAGGAAAACUCUCAUAUUUUUCUCUCUGGCUCUCUAUCCUCACAGCCUCCAACUCUAUUUCACCAGUUUCUAUCCUGGACCAUUUUUUAUUUUCAACGAUAAACCUAAAGAGACAGAUGAUGAGCAGUGUAUAAUUUGUUCCAUAAUAAAACGAUGCGUCGUGUCCCUAACACCUGUUGAACGGUGAUUAUCCUACGUAAUGGCUUUCCGGAGCGGCUGCUGUUGUGGCUUCGGUCCCUUCAACGAGGAUAACGCCAGGUUCCUUAUGUUAGCUGUGUUCAUAAUCCUCUACCUCCUCUGCGGUGCCGCUGUCUUUUCAGCACUGGAACAGCCGAUGGAAGCGGAGGCGAAGGAGCGCUGGGGGCAGCGGUUUGAACAGUUCAGCCAAAAGUAUAACCUUAGCAAGAAAGAGCUGAACAACUUCUUGAGGAACUACGAGGAGGCGAACGUGGCUGGGAUCCGCGUGGACACUAUCAGACCUCGGUGGGACUUUACCGGUGCGUUCUACUUCGUGGGGACCGUGGUCUCGACCAUAGGGUUUGGGAUGACCACGCCAGCGACGAUCGGUGGUAAGAUCUUCCUCAUCUUCUACGGACUCAUCGGCUGUGCCGCCACCAUCUUGUUCUUCAACCUCUUCCUGGAGCGUGUCAUCACAGUCAUCGCCUUCGUCCUCAAGUUCUGUCAUGAGCGCCGCCGCCGCAAGGCCAUGCUUCCCCAAAAUGGCUGCCGACGCCUCUCUGAGGGCAGCGGUGGUGGCGGGAGAGGUGGCAGGGGGGAGGGGCUAGCUGGGUGGAAGCCUUCAGUAUACUGUGUUAUGCUGAUCCUUGGCGCCGCUGCCAUCUUGGUUUCCUGCUGCGCCUCAGCAAUGUACUCUGCUGUAGAAGGCUGGGCGUAUCUAGACUCUCUGUACUUUUGCUUUGUGGCGUUCAGCACCAUCGGGUUCGGUGACGUGGUGAGCAGCCAACGGUUGGAGUACGAGGAGGGGAACGUGAACCAGAUGGCCUACCGGCUGGGCAACUUCCUGUUUAUACUGACAGGCGUCUGCUGUAUUUACUCGCUGUUCAACGUCAUCUCCAUCGUCAUCAAACAGGUGCUGAACUGGCUGUUGAGGAGGAUGGAGGCACCAUGUCACUGCCCGAGGAGGGGGGGCCACCAACCCCAGCAGAGACUCCCCAGGAGGAACGUGGUGGUGCCCGGACAUCUGAGGGCGCAGCGGGACCUGUCCAUCGAGACAGACGCGGUGAAUGAGAGCGAGGUGGACGGGCGGAGGAUGUCUGGAGAGAUGAUCUCCAUGAGAGAUUUCCUGGCUGCCAAUAAGGUCAACCUGGCCAUCAUGCAGAAGCAGCUGUCAGAGAUGGCUAACGGUCACCCUCGCCAAUCAGGAUCCAACUCCCGCCACGGCCACAACGGCUUCUCUGGAGGGGUGGGUGCCCUGGGCAUCAUGAACAACCGCCUGGCAGAGACCAGCAUGGAUAGAUAGACCUGGCAAAUCACCAUGGUGAACAUAUAGGCCAGACUGAUUAACUGGCCAGAGAGACAGUCACCAGAAAUUGGCUGGCCAGAGAGAGACCGUCCUCGCAAAAUACAUUAAUGUCAAUGGAACUCAGUUGAAUGAAUAGAGAAAUAAAACAAUAUUCCAUGAAAAUAAUUGACGUCAUGGACUACAGCCUGGUCAGAUCUCAUUAAGUCAAAAUAUAUAUCACAUAUUUGGCAUGGGACUUAUAUAUCAAAUC
This is a messenger RNA of Oncorhynchus keta (chum salmon), 2008 nucleotides long. RefSeq names its product potassium channel subfamily K member 13-like. The record is from RefSeq and is a predicted model, not a curated record. Gene Ontology annotation, molecular function: potassium ion leak channel activity. Gene Ontology annotation, cellular component: membrane. Gene Ontology annotation, biological process: stabilization of membrane potential; potassium ion transmembrane transport. The coding region runs from base 475 to 1755 and encodes 426 amino acids. The transcript has 4 exons. Lineage: Eukaryota; Metazoa; Chordata; Actinopteri; Salmoniformes; Salmonidae.